This is a messenger RNA of Penicillium soppii, 330 nucleotides long. RefSeq lists its product as uncharacterized. Lineage: Eukaryota; Fungi; Ascomycota; Eurotiomycetes; Eurotiales; Aspergillaceae. The record is from RefSeq and is a predicted model, not a curated record. The coding region runs from base 1 to 330 and encodes 109 amino acids. The transcript has 2 exons.
AUGAGUGGAUUCUUGAGACCUCAGACCCCGCGGAGGCACUUUGCCAGGCGCGUGCUGACAAAAGGUCUUGAAAUUGUCAUCACCAAUGCUGAUUUCUCUAAUCGGAAUAUCCUUUUGGGUAACAAUCUUCAGGUAACAGUUGUCCUGGACUGUGAAUUUGCUGGCUGGUAUCCCGAGUGGUGGGAAUACUUAAUAGCAUACGCGAGCUUCCAGCAAGGCAAAGAUGGGGACAAAUACAUUCUGCCGCCUCAUAUGACAGAGAUUUCAUUGUCAUGUCCUAUGUGUCCAGCCUUUGUCGCAGCUAGAAGAUCGAUCGAUAAUGGGAAUUAA